This is a messenger RNA of Brassica napus (rape), 1939 nucleotides long. Its product is annotated as terpenoid synthase 3, chloroplastic-like. The transcript has 7 exons. Gene Ontology annotation, molecular function: magnesium ion binding; terpene synthase activity. The record is from RefSeq and is a predicted model, not a curated record. Lineage: Eukaryota; Viridiplantae; Streptophyta; Magnoliopsida; Brassicales; Brassicaceae. Gene Ontology annotation, biological process: diterpenoid biosynthetic process. Bases 105 to 1751 code for a protein of 548 amino acids.
AAACCUUAGUUAGACAGUAUAAAUUAACGUUGCAAAGUCUAAAGAAUAGUUCAUCACAAUUUUGAGCUCUUUAAUAUAAUCAUUAGAAAAAGCAAAAAAUUAUAAUGAAAACACAGUCACAGCCUCUUGAAGCCCGUCGCUCUGCAAACUAUCGACCGUCUCUUUGGAAGCACGAGAAUCUCCUCUUGCUCGGGAACAAAUAUGCGGUAUAUAAAGAGGACAAAAUCGAGAGAGCUAAGUUAUUAAAGCAAGAAGUUAGUAGAAUGCUUGAUGAAACAGAGGGUUUACUUGAACAGCUAGAGCUCGUUGACAAUUUACAAAGACUCGGAAUUUCUUACCAUUUCGAACGUGAAAUCAAGAAGAUUCUAACGAAUGUUCACGUAAGACAUGUGAGACACAGAAAGAGGGUAGAUCGGAAGAGAUCUGAAGACUUAUAUGCGACUGCCCUUAUGUUCCGACUCCUAAGGCAACAUGGUUUGAAUAUCGCACAAGAUGUUUUUUACUGCUUUUUUGGAGAUGGCUUGGAUGAUGAAGACAUCAAGAGUGUUCUUUCACUAUACGAAGCUUCAUAUCUCUCGACCAGAUUCGAUACUAAACUGAAAGAGACCAUAUACUAUACAACAACACGACUUAAAAAGUUCGUGGAAAUGAAGAACAAUGAGACCACAUCUUAUGUUCGAAAGAUGGUGAUACGUGCGCUAGAAAUGCCAUACCAUCGGAGGGUGCGAAGACUAGAAGCAAGAUGGUACAUAGACGUGUAUGGCGAGAGACACGACACGAACCCUAACUUACUAGAAUUGGCGAAACUUGAUUUCAAUUUCGUACAAGUUAUCCAUCAAGACGAGCUCAAAUCUCUCUCUAGCUGGUGGAGCAAGACGGGAUUAACAAAAAUCCUUGAUUUCGUAAGAGAUCGAAUAACGGAGAGUUAUUUCUCGAGUGUUGGAGUAAUCUAUGAGCCUGAGUUUGCACAUCAUCGACAAAUGCUUACAAAAGUAUUCAUGCUUAUUACCACUAUCGAUGAUAUAUACGAUAUAUAUGGGACACUGGAGGAGCUCCAACUAUUCACAGCCAUUGUUGAAAAAUGGGAUGUGAAUCGUCUCGAAGAACUUCCCAAGUACAUGAAGUUGUGUUUUCUAUGUCUCAUCAACGAAAUCAAUCAGAUUGGAUAUAUAAUUCUAAGAGACAAAGGAUUUAAUGCGAUUCCUUACCUCAAAAAAUCCUGGGCAGAUAUGUGUACAACUUUUUUAAAAGAGGCAAAGUGGUACAAAAGAGGUUACAAACCUAAACUCGAAGAGUACAUGGAAAAUGGUUGGCUCUCAAGUUCUGUCCCUACAAUACUUCUCCACUUGUUAUGUCUAUUCCCCGACCAAAACCUAGACAUUCUUGUCUCCUACCACCACCAUGUUAUUCGAAACUCUGCCACAAUCCUCCGUCUCGCUAACGAUCUCGCCACUUCUUCGAAGGAAUUGGCAAGAGGCGACAAUGUUAAGUCCGUACAAUGUCACAUGCAUGAAACUGGAUCUCCAGAGGCAGAGUCACGUGCGUACAUUCGAGAAAUGAUCGGUGUGGCUUGGGAAGACUUGAACUUGGAAAGGAAGAGUUGUUGGCUACAUCAAGGUUUCGUAGAAGCGGCAGCUAACCUCGGACGCGUGGCUCAGUGCAUUUAUCAGUACGGUGAUGGCUAUGGCAGUCCCGAAAAGGCUAAGACCGUCGAUCAUGUCCGGUCCUUGCUCGUCUACCCUGUUCCAUAACCAGACAAAUAAUAUUAGUUUAUUUCCCUCCUCAUAAUAUUGGUGAGAGUGCAGACAUAUAUAGUUCCCUCCUCAAGUUGUGAAUUAUGUAGUUAAGAAAAUAAAAUUAAGAGCUUGUAAAAUACAAUAAUCACAAUGUUCAAAAAAAAUAUAUACAAUAAUCAGCUCAACCAUUGUUGUAUUUUCUA